CAGCUGCGUCUUUCAUAUGGGUGGACGAGGAGCCAGUGAUACAGAGAAACGUGGGGCGCAGCAGCUGUGUGACAUCCUUGGAGUGUCGCCCUCUGACCUGAGUGAAGGAGGAGAGGAUGGCAGCUUCUGGGACUCUCUGGGAGGAAAGGUCGAUUACCGCACAUCCGCUAGGCUAAAGGACAAGAUGAAUGCCCACCCGCCACGACUGUUCGCCUGCUCAAACAAAACUGGCCGUUUCAUCAUUGAAGAAGUGCCUGGAGAAAUGACCCAAGAAGACCUGGCUACAGAUGAUGUCAUGAUCCUUGACACCUGGGAUCAGGUGUUUGUUUGGAUCGGUAAUGAAGCUCAUGAUGAGGAGAAAACUGAGGCGAUGUCUUCAGCUGAACAAUACAUCAAGACGGACCCAGCCAACCGUGACUCGCGCACACCUAUUGUGAAGAUUAAACAGGGCUUUGAGCCGCCCACUUUCACAGGCUGGUUCCUGGGCUGGGACCAUGACUACUGGACCACUGACCCCCUGGAGCGGGCCAUGGCUGAGCUGGAGAUCUGAACUUGAGCUGUCACCCUUGACCUUUAGACCCACUGCCUUACUGCAAGCUGAUCAAAGUUGCUCUUAGGCUACGUUCACACUGCAAGCCUUAAUGCUCAAUUCCCAUUUAUUGCUCAGAUCCAAUUGGCCAAUAUGAGAUUCCACCACGACCAGAACUGACCCGCAUAUGCAAAAGAACAAUAAAAAGAUGUCACACUGUCAUAUGUAAACAAAGGACAUUAGAGUAAGAGAUCAUGCCUUUAUUUAUUCUUUUAUCUGCCGCUGAUCCCAGCGAAAUUUAUGCACUCGCAAUAUUAAAAAAAGGCGAGGAUGCAACAAAAGAGAGCAGAGUUUUUAAACAUUUAUGAUGUUUUGCUUGUAUAUAGAGCGGUCACUGUAAUACUUAUGAGCUCUGACACAUCACUGUCCUUCACUUACUAUCCGUCUUGAUAACUUUCAGUAUGUAAAAUCUUUGAAGUGAUCCCCAUGAGCGGAGAAUUAUGACGAAUGUCAAUCUACAGUUGCGCAAAAGUCGCAUGAAUUCUGAUAUGAUCCACAUAUGGACGUGGCCCAAAUCAGAAUCGAACAGAUUAGAUUCCAUGUGGUUUGUGCUGUUUACAUUGUCAUGACAAAAACAGAUCGGAGUCGCGUAUUUGUCAGAUUUGGGCCACAUUUUCCUGCAGUUUGAGCGUAGCCUUAGAUACACCCAAUUUGAUGCUUGAGGUUUUAAUUAUAGAUUCAAAAACCAAAGCUGGUCCUUGGUCAGUAAAAAAGGGCUACCUUUAAAUCAAGUACCUUACUGGCCUGGGGAUCAGUCACCAAACUUAAGGCAACUUCAUAAUUACUAUUAGGUUCCAUUUGUGCAACUGCUUUGGGCUUUAUAGUAUGCAUUUCUUCUUGUCUACUUGUUCAGAUAAAUUAGUGUAUGUUGAUGUGUAUGCUCAAUGUUUUUUGUCGUAUUGUUCUGUCAACUGACGUUCUUACUGUCAUUCAUCUCUGUGGUCUCCUUUUUUAUUCAUAUGAAGAGAACAGUGAAAGACCCCAUGCAUCUCUGAAGAGGACAGUCUUUAGAAAUGUUUCGAUGGCAUAAUAGCUCAGUACAAUGCUAACAAAGUAGUGAUUUUAAGCACAAGGUUGCUUUGUUUAGAGUGGUAACAAGGGAAACUGUUCCAUAAGCAUGCCAGGGAGUGAAUUUUAAUUUUUACCAUACCUAAUUUUUUUCAGACAAAUGUCAAAAUCAGAUUAAAGGGUGUUUAUUGCGCGUUCUAAAAAUCUACACAAUUUGGAUAAUGAGGUCAAACACAUGAAUGAAUGGAAUUAUUUUGUAUACUUUAUUUUUCUGGCUGAUAAGACUUUUAUUUUGUUUUCUGUUUUUAUAUCUGUGCACACUGUGCCAAGACAAGACUACAUAACAAGAAUUUAUCUGAACAAAUAGGCAAUGACUGUAGGCAAGGACAAAUGUAUAGUACAACGCAUAAAGCUGUUAACUCAUUUUUGGCACAAAUAGAACCUCAUAAAAAAUC
Pimephales promelas (fathead minnow) is the source of this 2052-nucleotide messenger RNA. The record is from RefSeq and is a predicted model, not a curated record. NCBI's taxonomy places the organism in Eukaryota, Metazoa, Chordata, Actinopteri, Cypriniformes, Leuciscidae.